ACAGUUGUUUUAUAGCGGUACAUAUUGAGCUCAGAACGAGUUAUACAGAAAAAAUUCAACAUGCUUAGGUGUAUAGUGUUUAUGGUAUUCGUCACUCUUGUAACGGGGAGAAGUACAGCUACGACAUCGCAAAAUGCUUUACCAGAAGAAGGAGCCAGAAGCCAAGAAACUUCUUAUUUAGGCGACUUAAAAUACAUCUACAAAAUUUAUCAAGAAUGUUCAGCCACUGAGCUAACUUCUUGCUUAAAACUGAAACUAAUCACUGCUAUGGACCGAGCGGCUAAAUCAUUCGAUAAUAUUGAAGUUAUCCAAGGACUCAGCUUCGUGAAGAAUAACGACGCCUCAAAUGAAAUUUCCAACACAAACGAAGACAUCGAAGCAACUUUACCCAGAGCUUUAGGCGAAAAGAAUGAAGCUUUAAACAACAUCAUCUUUGAUAAAAUAACUUCGUUCUUUGACACCCACACAUUACAAGUUAAAUUACCUUCAGCAUCCGAACUUCAAAGAUCGUUAACGGAAGAAUCUAGAGGAAAAAAGAAAAAGAUGAGCGGAUUAAUGCUCAUCCCACUGAUUUUGGGGGGAACUCUCAUUCCUUUGGCUUUGGGGGCUUUAGCUUUAUUGGCCGGAAAAGCUUUAAUAGUUUCUAAGCUAGCUUUAGUUCUAGCUGGAAUUAUUGGUUUGAAAAAACUCCUUGGAGGUGGAUCCAGCCAUCAACAGCAACCCCAUGAAAUUUAUGCUGGUGGACAUAGUUCAGGAUAUGGAAGGUCUUACGAUAAGGAAGAUGCCCAAAGUAUGGCUUACAACGCAUAUCAAGAGAAACCAAAAAGCACAUAAUUUAAAAAAAUGAAGUAAUUUGUAAUACCUCAAAUAGGACUGUUAUUUAUUUCAA
Onthophagus taurus is the source of this 889-nucleotide messenger RNA. RefSeq lists its product as uncharacterized. The record is from RefSeq and is a predicted model, not a curated record. Gene Ontology annotation, cellular component: membrane. Lineage: Eukaryota; Metazoa; Arthropoda; Insecta; Coleoptera; Scarabaeidae.